This is a messenger RNA of Rotaria socialis, 1269 nucleotides long. Lineage: Eukaryota; Metazoa; Rotifera; Eurotatoria; Philodinida; Philodinidae. The record is from the annotation of a GenBank genome assembly.
AUGCCAUUGUUAAAUGAGAACAACAUGGAAUUGGAAUUAGAGAAUUUCUAUGAUGACGAUGACUAUGCCGAUGACGACUAUGAACGUUUUCAUGGUUUACUGAUUCGACGAAAGACAAGUUAUUCUACUCAAACAGCAAAAUCUUCAUCGAAAGCAAAGCUUUCUGCUCGUCAACAAACUGAUACCAUUCAAGUCGAUCGAGCAAUAGCAUGUGCGUUAAAAGCACACCCGAAAACAUUUAAGUUUACACAAAAAGGUCUACAAUAUCUUCCACCAUCUAUUAAACAUCUAUCAGUUUGUGAUGGCUUGCGUGAACUUGAUCUAUAUGGAAAUCAACUAAAAGCAUUGCCUGAUGAAAUUGGAAAAUUGAAAUCUGUUGAAAUUUGUAAUUUAGGAAACAAUCAUUUUGAAGAUUUACCUAUUGUUCUUGGCUCGUUACCUCGCUUAAUAAAAUUACUCUUAUUUAACAAUCAUCUCGGUAAUUUAUCCUUGUCAUUAUCAUUUUCGAAGCUAUCUAAUUUACGUAUUUUAAAUUUAAACAAUAAUGCUAUAACUCAAAUACCCAGUGAUAUUGGCAUUUUAGUUAAUCUUGAAAUUUUAACUAUCGAACAUAAUCAAUUAGUAGAAAUUCCCCGUGAAAUAGGCUUAUGUACACGCUUAAUCGAACUUCAUUUUGGUUAUAAUUGUUUAACAAAACUUCCACUUGAAAUAGGCUAUUUAAUUGACUUGAAAAAACUUGUUUUACAUCGUAACAAUCUUCUUGAAUUACCGGAAAGUAUAACAAAUUUAAAAACUUCAUUAAAGUUAUUAGAUGUUGCUUGUAAUAAUCUACGUAUAUUUCCAAGCAAAUUUCACACAUUACAUUUAAAAGAAUUUUAUGCUGAACACAAUCCUCUAUUAGAACAUUCACCAAUACAUUCCAUACAAGAAAAUGAAAUAUUAACACUGAAAGAACUUUGUGCACGUCAUUCAAUGAAUGAAUUACGUAAUCCAACAUUUGAUUUUCAACCAACAUUACGCGAUCGUAUACAACAUAAUAAAAAAGCUAAAGAUAUUUUAAUGCAAUGUACUGAAUGUCAAUUUUGUCAUAAUUAUUUUUUAAAUACAUGGUUAGAAUGUGUAGAAUUUAUUGAUGUACAACGAACAUUUAAAGGUGUAAAAAAUCAUUCUGAUCAAGUAAUAUCAGUUAUUCCUCAACGUGCACUGCUCUGUUCGUAUGAAUGUUUCAAUAGCCCAGGACACAAUUACUAUGGUGUUGCUUUUACAUAA